Molecule: messenger RNA, 2197 nt
Organism: Ictalurus punctatus (channel catfish)
Lineage: Eukaryota; Metazoa; Chordata; Actinopteri; Siluriformes; Ictaluridae
Gene: jtb
Product: jumping translocation breakpoint
Exons: 7
Coding region: 205-693 (162 amino acids)
Biological process (GO): mitotic cytokinesis
Cellular component (GO): cytoplasm; spindle; membrane
Source: RefSeq, a predicted model, not a curated record
CGUCAUACCAACUCUCCUAUUCAAGAUGGCGGACAGUCACAUAUUCACUUCUAUGUAAAUAAAGUAUCAGGAUAAACGACAUCUAAGCUAUGAGAUGCCACACGAUCGUGUGACUGUUUUUAGUGGAUAAUCAUCUGAAAAGCAACGUUAGUUAUAUUACAAGGGAUGACUGAUAAUAGCAAUAUAGCUAAGCUAAACUGAGGGAUGGAGAGUGACUGCAGGAUUCCCAUGUCAUGUUUAAGACCCAGAGUUCUGGUCCUGCACAUACUUUUCUGGGGAUUGGUGUCUCUCAGAAAUAUCAAUAGAUGUGAGAUUCUUCUGUGGAAAAAGGUGUUUGGGGCAGCAUUUCUUGGUGAGGAGAAGUCCACAGUAACAAAGACGGUGACCAUGCCAUGUUGGCAGGUGGAAGAGUUUGUAGUUGCGAGCGACUGCACUUUGUGUACUGCUUUUCAAACGAAGACGCUAAUUGCCUGCAUCCAGACAGGAUACGUAGAGAGGAUUAACUGUACCAAGUCCAACAAAGAUGAGUACAAAAGCUGCCGCUCAGCAGUGAUGGAGGAGCAUCUCUUUUGGAAAUUUGAGGGUGCCAUGUUAGGCCUUACUGUUUUCUUUGCACUCGUAGUGAUCGGCCGGCAGAGGUCUUUAGACCGCCAAGCCUCGGAAAAGGUUCGCAGGCAGAUUGAAUCUAUUUAGUGCUCAGAACUCUAUUGAUAAGUAUUUUACAUGUGAUGAGCAGCUCUAAAGCGCUCCAGAGUUACAGUGAUCAUCAUUUGGUCAGUGUUCUAGCACUGCUAUAGUAGCCAGUGUAACUGGCCCGGGGUAACAAUGGGAUCACUGGACACUUGUUGACAAAGCUCGUCAUAUGUGGAUGGAUGGACGGACUCAAUGUUUUUUGUUUUAACUUUGACAUUCAAUGUAGAUGUUAAUCUGUAAAGGCAGAUUGCUCUUUCCAUGCAACAUCUUUUCACACAAGUUGCUCAUGAUAUUCUACAGUGAACUGCUAACUGUGAACCGCCAGGAUUUAAUAAUGAAGUCAGCAUCUAAAUCAACAGACAGUAUAAUCGAAAAGAUUAACAGUUUGCUUACUUGUUGGAUUUUCUACUUAAGAUUUUCUGUUCCAGCUGAUACUACAUGUUCACACUAACACUGUACUGAUCUUAUGUAAAGGGAGACUUCAUUUUGACAUUUGCUCCAAAUUAAAUUGUAUUAUGUUUAGAAUUCUGCUAAAUAUUAUUUGCCCUGGAACUGUUGUACUGAGAGAUGUUCAUUACAAAUUAAUCUGACCCUGCUUUACUGUGUGUUUUAAUAAGUGUGUUGCAAAUCAAAUUACAGGGAAUAUAAACAUGGACACAGGAAUCAGGUUGUUGUUUGUUUCUUUGUUUUAUUGUAAAUGUAAAAAAAAAAAAAGAGAGAGAGAUAAUUUUCACACCCUUAUGAAUUGUCCCACAGGAACCUGUAAAUGUUCUAGUUUGCUCUAAUUUUACUGAUCAUGUAAAGACAUCCAUAUAUUCCACUUUCUCACAAAACAGUUUGGUUUUUUUUGUUUUUUUUGUUCGUUUGUUUUUGUUUGUUUUUUUUUUACAAAAGACUGAAUUUUAAGUUUCAGUUAAAAAUUUUGUGGUUUUGUUUUUGAUUCCAGUCCUUUAUGAUUUUGGUUCUGAAACAUGGCUUCUGCUUAAUUACAAGUGUUUGUCAUGUUGAACGUAGUCUACGGUGUGUCUCAGCACCAGUUUGAGGUUUUAUUUAUGGAGUAUUUUGAUACAUGCCAGGCACUGCACAUAUUGCUGCUGACCGUUACUCAAUCUAAAACAUAACUAAACUUUAUCAUAUAGGUUAAUUUGCAUAUGUUACUUUUUAAAUGAGCUAAUUGUUGUAUAUGUCGAAUAUUCUUUUUUUUUUUUUUUCCUCCCCGCACAAGCAAAAGCUACAGCCUUUGGUUUCAGGUACAUGGCUGAUCUUUUAAUACGCCAUGCCCGUCUGCUCAUGUGUUUGCUCUGGCAGUGUAAAGCAAGUUUGAAAAAAGUUGAGUUUUAUCAAAUUCAUUGAUGCAAUGAAGAAAAGGCUGCAUGCUGUUUUCUCUUUCACCAGUUUUAUUGGUCCACCUGACUGUAGAUUAUGUAUUUUUAUGAAAGAUGUGAGACAUUUCCUGUUCUCUGUAUUUAAAAGAGGAACGGUGGAAUAAACCAAAUAGAAAGAA